This is a messenger RNA of Rangifer tarandus platyrhynchus (Svalbard reindeer), 504 nucleotides long. Lineage: Eukaryota; Metazoa; Chordata; Mammalia; Artiodactyla; Cervidae. The record is from the annotation of a GenBank genome assembly.
AUGAUUGUGACAAGAGACACUCCCUUGCCAGUUGUUGGGUGUCCUACCCCCUCACCAGACCCUAGCAUGGGGUUCAGGAUCUCCUUGUGCCUUGACUCCAGGGUCGCCAGGAUGCAAAUGUCAAGUAUUAGGGUCAGCACCGAGGAGGGACAGAGAGAACCAGAGCUCGAAAAGUAUGACAGUAAUCAGAGGCUGAAACUGAGAAGUGAGGGCUGGCUCCAGCCCCAGAAUGAGAUGUGGUGUUUGCAGGUUUCUGGGGUCAAUUUGAGUUCAGAAAGCCACUGGAUUUGUAGGUGGCUCUCAGUCGAGGCUCUGGUCUCCCAUAAGUCCUACGAUCACACCUUGAGAAUGAGUUCUAACCUCUUAUCAAUUCCUCCAGUCCCAGAAAACCUUCCCUCUUUAGAGCAUCUAUCGAAUCUUCCUCUCCUUACCCCCCUACUACUUUUUCCUGACCUUGCCUGGCUGUCUCUGCUUUUCAUAAUUCUCUGUGCAGUGGUCCACUGA